UUUGGCUAUGUCAUAAGCUGUCACAUUGACGAUCGUGUGUAAAUAUGAAUAUUUCAUUAAUAAAAUGGCUUCUGGUAAUUUACGAUUGCCGGUAAUUAUGGUGAAAUGUAGAUAUACAAUACGAUUAUUCGUUAAUAUUUUCUUGAGAAAGAACUCGAGGGAUUAGCAGUCUAUUUAACAAUUUAAAUAAUUGUUAAUAUUUUUCUUCUUCUAAGUCACUGAUCACUAAUCACAAUCGCAGUGCUUGCAGAAAUCCAAAUCUGUGCGUAUUUUGUGUUUAAUAUGGCAUACACAUCACUGCCACAACUUAUCAGCUUAAAUACAUUACCAUCUAAUAAUGUUGAGAAGACUUUAUCUGAAAUAUUACAGUCAGAUCCAGUAAGACGGCUUCUCAAUCAGCCUAAUAUUAUUAUCAAGACAGUUCCAGUGAAUACUCAACCUAAAUCAAAUUUUACAUCAAAUGCUAUCAGCUCAAGUACUGUUGAUAUCUCUACAAGUGUAUAUGGAAAUAAAAACAAUGGUACCCACUCGGAUUUGAGUAAAAACAAACAAUCAGAAUUAACUAUACUUUCUAUUAAAUCAAAUAAGGACGAAAAUGUGGAAGACGAAAAUGUGGAAGAUGAAAAUCUUUUACCUUCAAAAACAGAAGGAAAAUCUGAAAUCUCCUUGCUACCUAUCAGAAGAAAGAAGAAGGAUUGUGGACACUGUGAACCUUGCGAGAACAUUACUUGUGAUGUUAUUGUUGAACAGUGUAUAGAUAACAAUGGAAUAUCUCUUAUGUUAGCUUUUAAUAUAGAAGAAAGUGAAAUAGAUGCACCUGUGUCGAAACAUUGUAAGAACAGUUCUUGUGAUGCAUUAAGUAUCGACCAUGAUCGUUGUCGUAAAGCAAUUAUAAGAUUAAACAGAUUCGAUAAAUAUAAAAUAUGUGAUAUCUGUGGUAUUACAUUGAAAACACUAAAAUCUCGAAUACAUCAUAAAAAUUGCAAAAGGCGGAAUGAAUACAGACAUAAUAAAAUAAAUAGCACGCAACUUUUAAAAGAACGAAUGCGCGAAAGAGAAUUGCAAAUGGUAGAAGAUGCAAAAGCAAAGAAACAAGAUUAUAUGGAUCCAAUAACAGGAUAUAAUCGUGCUAUGGAUUUUUUAAGAAAAAAUGAUGAAUUAAUAAUUAUUCCUAAAACACAGUCUCCUAAUCAAUCUGGCAUGACUGUAACUUCCUCGUCUAACCAAAUUAAUCAGCAACAAACGAAUAACAUCGGUAAUAUCUCUGCAAAUUAUUUACCUAAUAUACCUCUGGCAUUUCCACAGCAAAAUAUAGUUCUAAGUCAAAAUGCAGGUUCUAACGAAACUAAUGCUAUGCAAACUAAUGUAACAUAUAUGCCAAACAGCAUACCUCUAAUGAAUACUUCGACUACUACGAUUCCAAGUCAAUUAAUAACAUUGACUAAUCCACCUCAAACCUGCGUACAAUCUAUAUCAUUGAAUGAUUGGUUGUUAUCGCAAUCUCAUAUUAUUACAGCUUCAUCCCUUAAUUCUAAACCAUUUAUAACUCCUAUUCGUGUUGUACCAAUAACUAACUUAAUAACACAGCCGUCGUUACUACAUCAAACGCAAGGUAUUCCAAAAUUUUGUAUUAUGGCAGAUAAUUCAUUACCAGCUUUAACUGUACCAACUUUAACAGUACCAGCUUUAACUGUACCAGAUAUAAAGCCUGUUGUAUCACCAAAACCAAUAGUCAAGCCAAGUAGCAAUCCAGUAAAAAAUCCUAAAAAAGAAGAAUUACCCAAGCGUAAACGGUCAGGAGUUAAGAAAAAUGUACGAAAAAGAAACCGUAAAAAAGAUUUGAAAUGUAAUUAUUGCAACAAACACUUCAGCACGGACUGGUACUUCAAAAUUCACGUUGCUAUGCAUAGUGGUGAGAAAGCUUUUACAUGUAGAUUAUGUCAAGAGUCAUUUAGUAAUAGAUAUGAUCUAAAAAAGCAUGUAACAAAUGAUCAUAAGGACGAGAGCAUUAGUUGCAAUGAUUGCGAUUUCAUUUGCACUUCGUAUUCAUCACUCGACAAACAUAUGAAAAUCCAUUCACACAAAUGUGAUGAAAAUGACAUUUCAGUUACAACCGUCAAUGAUCUUAAUUCUAAUAAACAGAAAUGUAAUAGUCAAAAAGAAACUGAUAUUAAUAAUACAACGGAUACAGAAUUAGAAGGUAAGGAGAUUAAAAAAGUAGGAAAAAAAAAUCAUGACAAUUCGAAUGAUCUUUGUAAUAAAAGUAAAGAAAAAUGUGUUAAUGGUACAGGCACGAAGCUUCUUGAUGCUAAUAAAAAAAGUAUAAAAAAGCAAGAAAAACAAAAAAAAGUUUCCUUAGGAGAAACUAAUGGCAUUAAGGUAAAUGGUGCUGAUUCUCUUCCGUAAUAAAAUCGAGAAGAAAUGAAAUUUAAUGAGAACCACAAGCUAUAGUAUAAUGUUUGAAUGUUAAUCAUCACCCUGAUAGAAUAUAUUCUCUAUAAAUAAACAAAUCACAUUCCAUGCCAAAACUUUUAUAAAGGCUACAUGAAGCUUAAUGCUUUUAAUGAAAUGAUAUUUCUUUAAAAUAAAUAAACGAUUAAUGUAAACGCGUACUAUGAUUACUAUGAUUAUUUAUUUCAAAUAUGAUUCUGCUGCAAAGAGAGUAAGACAUUAAAAAUUAGUAUUUCUUCUAAAUAAAUCACACAUAUUUUUUCAGCAUGAGAAGCACAUUUACUAAUGGAAGAAAUUCUAAUUUUCUUGAUUAUUGUUAUAGUUAGCUUUGCAGCAGCAGCAGCAAUCCACAGUAGCAGUGGCACGUGCGAUAUUUUUAUUAUGAAAUUAAAAAUUACUAAAUUAUUUUUUUUUGAAAGAGAGAAUCGUAGAAUGAAAAAUGUAUUUUUUGUAAUUUUAAGUAGCCUUUAAUGAAUUACGGAUUAGCCGAGUAUUAUUUAUAAAAUAAGAAUUACAAUUAGAGAUAGAUUGUAUAAAUUGUGUGAACUGUGAUAGAUGGCCACCUUUGCUAAAAUUAUUUACCAUAUAUUUCAUUUAUUUAAAUUUUUAUUUAGAAAGAUAGUAUCCCUUUAUGGUUUUUUUUUUUUUAAAUAAUAUAUUAUUUGUAUGAAAUUUAGUCUUACUUGAAAAUUUUCUGAGAACGAUGCAAACAUAAUGUCUAAUGAUAAAUUUGAGCACAUCUCAUCGACCGGUGUAUAAAUAUUACUCUAAUCAUAUAUACUGAAUAUAGAAUGUUAGUAGAUAUACAUAUCACUUAACGCACAGAUUAUCUAAGUGACGUUUUAUUGGCUUUUCUUUCUCGUUAGUAUUUUUUGUAAUAUUACGAGCAAUGUUCAAACAACUCUAACAAUUUUUAAUAUUUAAAAAAUGUAAAUAUUUUGGUGCUAUUAUUUGACUAUCAUAUAUAAACUAUUAUGAUUUAAAUUUAAUAUUCAAUUUAAUAUUUCACAAGUUUAAAAAUGUGCUGCAAAUAAGUAGUAUAUAAUACAUUAUAACAUAGAUUUUUCUUCCUCCUUACAAUUUAUAUUUUUUGUCGGUCUUGUUUGAAUGCAUUUUAUGGUAUUAGAAGACCAGAACAUAUGUAUUCUCAUAUUUAUGAACAAAACAUAUAUAUAUAUAUAUAUAUAUAUAUUUAAAUUGUAAAAGAUAACACAUGUAAUAUUUUUAUAUGUUUAAUGCGUAAUAUAUAUAUACAAGGAUACAGAAGUGUGCUCAUCUUUCAUGUAUACACUUGUAUAAUCACUUAUUCUUGAAAAAAGUCUUAUAUAUAACAACAAAAAGUAGCAAUAUCGCAACAAAUAUAAGUGUGUUAAUUUAUAAUAUAUACAAGAAAAAAAAAGAAAAAGAAAGAAAAAAUGUACAGCGAGAGAAUGAAUUUAUAAUUUAUGAUUGUAAAGAAGUAUAAAAGUAUAUAUAUAUACAUACCCAUUUAACCCUUUUGUUACAGCAUGCUUCAGCACAAGUAUCGUUUCACGUAUACAAAUCGUCGCAUGGUAAGACCCUUAUAUGGAUCAGUCUUUGCAUAGACAACCCGUAUAUGGGUUGCUAGUAACGAAAGAGUUAAAUGCAAUAUUUUGGCUUAUAUUAUUUCGAUUUAUGUAAUAUAAUUUUGUAAUACUACAAAACUACUAAAUGUAUGACUAAUAACCGAAAGACUAGAAAGAAUUUUGUUUGUAAAUAUUUAAAAAGAUAUUUCAUUGUCUAACGUAGAAAAAAAGAUAUACGAACAAAUUCUUAUUCUAUUGUAAUCAUUAAAAAAUGCAUAAAACAAAGUUUAUGCAUUUAGUAUGUUUUAUCAGAUUCAAAAUAUAUAAACAAAUGUAUACACACGUUAAAAAAUAUUUUUAAAAAAACUAAAGAAAAAGAUCUGAUAAAAUAUCACGUGCCUUUUAAAUCGUAAAUGUUCCUAACAAAUA
Messenger RNA from Polistes canadensis, 4427 nucleotides. Its product is annotated as zinc finger E-box-binding homeobox 1-like. Gene Ontology annotation, biological process: regulation of transcription by RNA polymerase II. The record is from RefSeq and is a predicted model, not a curated record. NCBI's taxonomy places the organism in Eukaryota, Metazoa, Arthropoda, Insecta, Hymenoptera, Vespidae. The coding region runs from base 283 to 2406 and encodes 707 amino acids. Gene Ontology annotation, molecular function: RNA polymerase II cis-regulatory region sequence-specific DNA binding; DNA-binding transcription activator activity, RNA polymerase II-specific. The transcript is spliced from 3 exons. Gene Ontology annotation, cellular component: nucleus.